Mucor velutinosus is the source of this 1773-nucleotide messenger RNA. RefSeq lists its product as uncharacterized. Bases 1 to 1773 code for a protein of 590 amino acids. Lineage: Eukaryota; Fungi; Mucoromycota; Mucoromycetes; Mucorales; Mucoraceae. The record is from RefSeq and is a predicted model, not a curated record. The transcript is spliced from 4 exons.
AUGAAAUCAACUACUAUCACAACAAAAAACAAGAAUGCCAUGGCCGAUUCAAAGAAGGUGUCAAAAAAUAAUGCAAAGCCUAAACCAAGACAAAAGUCAAAAUCUCCAGCAGCACCCUCUGAACCAACUGCAGCAUCAGAAGAUGCAGCAGCAGAUUUAGCAACAUCAACAACAACAAACAUCAAGCCAGAACUUGAAAUGAUGAGCAUCGAUUUAAAGAAGCAUUCAUUGAAGAAAUCUGUGCAAUAUAACGACAUCAGCUCUGUUGCUAAAAAGUUAAAAGAUCGCUUAUCAAAGGCAGCAAAACGAUUAUCUGAUCCAACUAUAUCCUUACCACCUACACCUCCACCUAGCAAUUGCAGCAGUGAUAAAUCAGAAUCUGAUAUGCCUCAGCAGGAAGUAGUAGCCAAUACAAUGUUGUCUGAAUCUGAUUGGUCAAAUGCCAAGCCAAUUUCAUUGCGCAACCUACAAAUGUUGAAGCAAUAUCUCAUCUUUGUGUCCAAGGAAUCAACUGAAAUCUCAUUCAAAGAUCAUUCAAUUCAAUUAUCUCUCUCUAAUGCGAACGAAUCUGUAGAUCCCUCAACUGAAUCAGAAAGGUCGGCUCGUUGCGGUGCAACUCUGAUUGAGUCGUAUGUACAUGAAGCAUCUAAUAUGGACAAAGAACUUCACCUUUCCAGACCUGAAGAUGGCCGUUCUCAUUCAAGAUCAACUUCUCGUAUUGAUCGCAAACGUCCUGGUAGACCACCCAAGUCUCAAUUGACUCAUGUAUUGGGACUCGAAGACAAAUCCGAAUCUAGCCAGCGUAUGCGUAUGAAGCGCAAAUCUAUUCAUCGCCACUCCUCCGCUAGUCAUGCUACCAAUUCCAUCCACAGUGCACACCAUCAUUUGAAAAAGAAGAACAUCCAAUGUAUCUGCUCCUCACCUCAUGAAGAAAUCGAAUCCAUGGUUCAAUGUGAUGAUUGCUAUCGCUAUUUGCAUUUGGAAUGUCUCGAAUUGAAUGAUGCAGCAUUAACAGAAACCUUCCGUUGUCCUUCCUGCUUCCUCUCGCUUGGUUCUUGUACCGGUAAGAAUGCCAAAUUAUUGAGUGCCAUCACCUGGAGAUAUGCCGCUCAAUGGAAGAGUCAACGUUUGGCCUUGAAGAGCCAAGAUGCUGCCAACACUGAUGAUGAAGAUGCAGAGGAAUACGACGACGAUGACUUUUCAUCUGCCAUGGAAAUCGAUUCAUCUCCUCUCAGUCGAUUCAACUUUACAGCUGCAAAUGUAGCAAAUUCGUCCAGCCAUUCCGCCUCAGACAAAGCUUCUGUUAGCUCAUCUGCUACACCUCCUCCACUUCAUCUUCAUGAUGACGAUGAUGGAUACUCUACUGACUUACCAGGACCAGAAACACCGACAGAUUGGCCUGACGUUUCAUCUGAAUCCAGAUUUAGUAGUCAAGAUAGUAGUGCUAGUGAAGUCACCACUCCAAGCGAAAGCUUAUCCCUUGAUCCCUUUGAUCCAAAAGAAGAUGGCCAGUUGGUAUUAGAUCCUGAAAGCCUGGAGAUCCUGUCUCGUUUAGCUUACCUGCAAUCCCUUGAUUCUGUCAAGAAGGAACUGUUCGCUCCUAAUGCCUCUGAUGUCUUUCUUUGUGAAAAUCCAUCCAACAACUCUGCCGUAACUGUAGCAUCUCCUCAAGCACCUCGUUUUGCAGCAAACGUCCCUCCCUCUGACAUUUGCUCCCAGGACCUCUCUGAAUUCUCCUUCGAUUCAGGGCCAUUCUGGGAACCUCUUUUUUAA